This is a messenger RNA of Penicillium oxalicum, 1035 nucleotides long. RefSeq names its product tRNA 2'-phosphotransferase. Bases 1 to 1035 code for a protein of 344 amino acids. Gene Ontology annotation, biological process: tRNA splicing, via endonucleolytic cleavage and ligation. The transcript has 2 exons. NCBI's taxonomy places the organism in Eukaryota, Fungi, Ascomycota, Eurotiomycetes, Eurotiales, Aspergillaceae. Gene Ontology annotation, molecular function: tRNA 2'-phosphotransferase activity. The record is from RefSeq and is a predicted model, not a curated record.
AUGAGUCCCCAGGACAAAGGUCGCCGUGGUGGUGGUCGUGGGCAAGGCCAGUCUCGCGAUGUGCAGGUGUCCAAGGCGCUGAGCUUGCUCUUGCGACAUGCGGCCGAGAAGGAAGGUGUUAAGAUGAAUGCGCAGGGUUAUGCAAAUGUCGCAGAAGUGCUUCAAUGGCGGAAGCUCAAAUCAAUCAAAGCGACUUUUGAUGAAAUCAAGCACGCGGUCGACUCCUCCGAUAAAAAGCGCUUCGCUCUUCUGCACGCACCUUCCUCGCAGCCCACAGAAUCUACCACGACAGCUACCACGACACCGACCACCGUCCCCGGGUCUACUGAGCAGACAGAUGGCGAAGUCGCCGCGGGCGGCGACCAGUCGACUACGGCAGUGCUCCAAGCGCCAUCUACAAAUGAAGAUCAAGCCAGUGCGACACAACAAGCUCUGGCCUCCACGGAUACCGAUCCCUCACACUACCUGAUUCGAGCGACGCAGGGCCAUACCAUUCAAAGUGUCGAUGCGGCAUCAUUCCUCGAACCGCUCACGAUAGCCGACGAAACCAAGCUCCCGGAGACGGUCGUGCAUGGUACCUUCCACGGUGCGUGGCCCUUGAUUCUGCAAUCGGGUGGAUUACGGGCAAUGGGUAGACAUCACGUUCACUUUGCGACAGGCCCUUCUCUCGAGAGUGUCCUGGCGGCCUCGGAAACUGCCAGGGAAGAGAGCGCGAGUAACAAGCGGGAGAACCAGGUGAUUUCGGGGAUGCGACGAGACGCACAGGUGUUGAUUUACUUGAAUAUUAAGAAGGCGCUUGCGGCCGGAUGUCCGUUUUGGCGGAGUGAAAAUGGGGUCAUUCUCAGCGAGGGCUUGCCAGUUGCCGGUGGGAAGGUUGAUGUCGAGGGCAAUCCGGAGAAAGUAGUCUCGAGUGACUUCUUUGACGUGGUUGUGGAACGCAAGGCUGGACUGGGGAAGAUCUGGGAGCGCGGUACGGUGAUCAAGGAGCUCCCAGAGAAUUUGACCAAGAAGGGCACGCCCAAGAACCGACGGUGA